AUGUCUCGCGCCUGUCUCCUCUCCCUCGCCACAGCCCUCCUCAUCCAACUUCUCACCCUCGUCCCCGCCACGGAAGCACAGAGAAAGAAAAGCGGCGGCACCGACGUCGAAGAAGAAAACCUAGGCGGGCGCAUCGCUCCAUCCACCCGCCUCGUCCUCGCGUUGUUCUCCCUCUUUUUCGUCCUUCAAAUCCUCAGCCUCGUGCCCACUGUUGAAGCAGCAGGCAAGAAGGGGAAAGGUUCAGGCGGCGGCGCUGAGGAAGAGGCCGCUGCUGUGCGCAUAAGCGGGAGCGGAAUGGUGUUCAUGGUGAUGGUUGCCGCGGCGGCUGCUGCUGGGGCUGCCGUGUGGUAA
Molecule: messenger RNA, 351 nt
Organism: Coniosporium apollinis CBS 100218
Lineage: Eukaryota; Fungi; Ascomycota; Dothideomycetes
Exons: 1
Coding region: 1-351 (116 amino acids)
Source: RefSeq, a predicted model, not a curated record